CGUUACAACCGAGGAGCCUCCUCUUCUUCUGCCACUUUCGAUUUCGUCCCUUAUUCAUGGUCAUAUGAUGUCUUCCUGAGUUUUCGUGGUGAGGAUACACGCUAUGGUUUUACAGGCCACUUGCACAGUGCUCUGCUUCGAAAGGGAAUCAACACCUUCAUAGACGAUGAUCUUACAAGAGGAGUCGAAAUAGCACAGUCGCUUCUCGAAGUAAUCGAAGAGUCAAGGAUCUCGAUCAUUGUAUUCUCUGAAAACUAUGCAUCAUCGAAGUGGUGCUUGGAUGAGCUGGUUCACAUUCAUCACUGCAAUGAAUCAAAGCAACAAAUGGUGAGGCCAGUUUUCUACAAGGUGGUUCCUGCUGAUGUAAGAUACCAGAAAGGCAGUUAUGGUGAAGCAUUGGCGAAGCAUGAAAGGAGAUUCCCAGAUAACUUGGAAAAGGUGGGAAGAUGGAGGAGAGCACUUACAAGAUCAGCAAAUUUGUCUGGCUGGCAUUACAAGGAGCAAGAGUGA
Messenger RNA from Rosa rugosa (rugosa rose), 510 nucleotides. Its product is annotated as disease resistance protein RPV1-like. Lineage: Eukaryota; Viridiplantae; Streptophyta; Magnoliopsida; Rosales; Rosaceae. The transcript has a single exon. The annotation marks the transcript as partial. Gene Ontology annotation, biological process: signal transduction. The record is from RefSeq and is a predicted model, not a curated record.